GGCGAGACGAAAGCAAACUGAAUGUGACAGCAAAACAACACCACCGAAGGGGGAGUGAACUUGUAGACAGCCGUCAUAUCUUUCAAGAAACCUUACAGUAAUUCCUUGUGUGCGGUUUAAAAACAGACGAAAGCUGACUGGUGUCCUUUCAGUUCAGUAGAUGUCCACGCCGUCAGACACGUCAGGUGGCAUGUCCCAUCCUGGCCCAUCCCCAGGGACAGGCCUGUCCCCAGGGCCCAUCUUGGGGCCUAGCCCUGGACCAGACCCCUCACCAGGUUCUGUUCACAGCAUGAUGGGGCCCAGUCCUGGACCAGGAACACCCAACGCCCCACAUGGCCUGCAGGCCCAGGGGCAAAGUGAUUACUCUCAGGACAGCAUGUAUCCUAUGCAUAAGCCCAUGGAGGCGGCAAUGAAUGACAAGACGAUGGCUGAGGCGAUGCAUUUCGGUCACAUGAAAGGUGUGGGCAUGAGAUCCCUUCAUAGCGGCAUGGGACCUCCUCAGAGUCCCAUGGACCAACACAGCCAAGGUUACAUGUCUCCACAUCCAUCCCCAAUGGGAAUCCAUGAGCAUGCUUCCAGUCCCAUGUCAGGAGGUGGAGGUGGACCUACACCACCCCACAUGCCCCCAUCCCAGUCAGGCCCUAUGAUGUCCAUGGAUCCUCAAGGAGGCAUGCCCAACAUGUCCGGUAUGGGCCAACAGGGACGUGGACCCUCUACUUUCAGCCCAGUCCAGCUCCAGCAGCUCAGAGCUCAGAUUCUCGCCUAUAAGAUUCUGGCCCGCGGGCAGCCGCUGCCGGAAAACCUCCAGCUGGCUGUUCAGGGCAAAAGGAGCCUGCCCACAAUGCAGCAGCAACAGCAGGCGCCGCCUCCACAGCAGCAACAACAACAGCUGCAGCAGCAGCAGCCACCGCAGCUACAGCAGGCAUCCGGUGCUAGCCCAUACAGGCCAUCAGGUAUGGCGAUGGCACCUAUGAGCGGUCCCCAGUCAAGCCCCUGCCCAACACCAGCCAUGCAAGGACCCAAUCAAAGCACCAAGCCCUGGACUGAUGUUCAAGGUGUUGACAAUCAGGCAAAUGCACAAAAGCACCUCACUCUGGUUCCUAGUGGCCGUCCGUCUCCUGCACCCCCUCAGGCUCCUGCAGGACCUUCUGGACCCGUGCCGGGAGGUUCAGCAGCUACUCACCCUCCAGGCCAGCAGGUGUCCCCCAUGCCCCAAAUGCAGCAGAAGCAGAACCGAAUUACGCCAAUCCAGAAGCCUCAAGGUUUGGACCCAGUGGGAAUCCUACAGGAGAGAGAGUACAGACUGCAGGCCCGGAUCGCACAUCGAAUCCAGGAACUGGAGAGUCUACCCGGCUCUUUGCCCCCGGACCUUAGAACUAAAGCUACAGUGGAGCUCAAGGCGCUGCGUCUGCUCAACUUCCAGCGUCAGCUGAGGCAGGAUGUGGUGGCAUGUAUGAGGCGAGACACGACCCUGGAGACAGCCCUCAACUCGAAGGCCUACAGGCGCAGCAAGCGACAGACGCUGAGGGAGGCCCGCAUGACGGAGAAGCUGGAGAAGCAGCAGAAACAGGAGCAGGAGAAGAAACGUAGACAGAAACAUCAGGAAUAUCUCAACAGUAUUCUCCAACAUGCCAAGGACUUUAAGGAAUACCACCGCUCAGUUACUGGGAAAAUCCAGAAACUCACCAGAUCCGUCGCCAACUGGCACACAAACACCGAGCGGGAACAGAAGAAGGAGACGGAGCGAAUUGAGAAGGAGAGGAUGAGGAGACUGAUGGCAGAGGAUGAGGAAGGCUAUCGAAAACUCAUUGACCAGAAGAAGGACAAACGUCUGGCCUAUUUACUGCAACAGACGGAUGAAUACGUGGCCAACCUUACGACUCUGGUGUAUGAACACAAAGCUGCUCAGGCAGCCAAGGAGAAGAAGAGGAGGAAGAAGAAAAAGAAGAAGGUGGAGGAAGAUGGUGAAUGCACCAGCGACAUUGGACCUGAUGGAGAGCCCAUGGAUGAGAGCAGCCAAAUGAGCGAGCUGCCAGUCAAAGUGAUUCAGACGGAGACUGGGAAGGUUUUGCAGGGGACGGAUGCCCCCAAGUCCAGCCAGCUGGAGGCUUGGCUCGAGAUGAACCCUGGGUAUGAAGUUGCCCCACGUUCAGACAGCGAGGAAAGCGGCUCAGAGUUCGAGGAGGAGGAUGAAGAGGAAAUGGGCAAAGCGGAAACAGAGGAGAAGAAGAAAAUUGAUCCCAAUGAAGUCGAAGAGACUAAGCAUGAUGCCAAGAACGUCAUUGAGUCAGCCAAACAAGAUGUAGACGAUGAGUACAGCUGUCCUACUGGGCAAACAAGCUCCCAGUCUUAUUACGGUGUGGCCCACGCUGUCAUUGAGAGGGUGGAGAAGCAGUCGUCUCUGCUGAUAAACGGCAUGCUCAAGCAUUAUCAGAUCCAAGGUCUUGAGUGGAUGGUGUCCCUCUACAACAACAACCUCAACGGCAUCCUGGCUGAUGAAAUGGGCCUCGGUAAAACCAUCCAGACCAUCGCCCUCAUCACAUACCUGAUGGAGCUCAAGAGGCUCAACGGCCCCUAUCUCAUCAUCGUUCCUCUCUCAACUUUGUCUAACUGGGUUUAUGAACUCGACAAAUGGGCUCCUUCUGUGGUCAAAAUUGCUUACAAGGGCACUCCUGCUCUGCGUCGUGGUCUCGUGCCUCAGCUCCGCAGCGGCAAGUUUAAUGUUCUUCUGACCACCUACGAAUACAUCAUCAAAGACAAGCAAAUACUGGCUAAGAUUCGCUGGAAGUACAUGAUCGUGGAUGAGGGCCAUCGUAUGAAGAACCACCACUGUAAGCUGACGCAGGUGUUGAACACCCACUACGUGGCUCCUCGCCGCCUUCUCCUCACCGGGACACCGCUGCAGAACAAGCUGCCCGAGCUGUGGGCUCUGCUCAACUUCCUGCUGCCCACCAUCUUCAAGAGCUGCAGCACCUUCGAGCAGUGGUUCAAUGCACCUUUUGCUAUGACUGGAGAGAGGGUUGACCUUAAUGAGGAGGAGACCAUCCUGAUCAUCCGGCGUUUGCAUAAGGUGCUCCGCCCAUUUUUGCUCCGUAGACUGAAGAAGGAGGUGGAAUCUCAGCUGCCAGAGAAAGUGGAAUAUGUCAUUAAGUGUGACAUGUCUGCGAUCCAAAAGGUUCUCUACCGCCACAUGCAGAAAGGCAUCCUGCUAACCGACGGCUCGGAGAAAGACAAGAAGGGCAAAGGAGGCGCUAAGACCCUAAUGAACACCAUCAUGCAGUUGAAGAAGAUCUGCAACCAUCCAUACAUGUUUCAACACAUAGAGGAGUCUUUUGCUGAGCAUCUGGGCUACCCAAAUGGCAUCAUCAAUGGGCAUGAGCUGUACAGAGCUUCUGGGAAGUUUGAGCUUCUUGAUCGGAUCCUGCCCAAGCUCCAUGCCACUAGCCACAGGGUCCUGCUGUUCUGCCAGAUGACCUCUCUGAUGACAAUCAUGGAGGACUACUUCAGUUAUCGCAACUUCCAGUAUUUACGUCUUGAUGGAACCACAAAAUCAGAGGACCGGGCUGCACUCCUGAAGAAAUUUAAUGAGGAAGGAUCUCAGUACUUCAUCUUCCUCCUCAGUACCAGAGCUGGGGGCCUUGGCCUUAACCUGCAGGCUGCGGACACGGUUGUCAUCUUUGACAGUGACUGGAACCCACACCAGGACCUUCAGGCCCAGGAUCGGGCUCACCGCAUCGGGCAGCAAAACGAGGUCCGUGUGCUUCGUCUCUGUUCUGUCAACAGCGUGGAAGAAAAAAUCCUGGCUGCUGCCAAAUACAAACUGAAUGUGGAUCAGAAGGUCAUCCAGGCAGGCAUGUUUGACCAAAAAUCCUCCAGCCACGAGCGCCGAGCCUUCCUUCAGGCCAUUUUAGAGCAUGAGGAGCAGAAUGAGGAGGAAGACGAGGUCCCUGAUGAUGAAACCCUUAACCAGAUGAUAGCUCGCAAUGAAGAUGAAUUUGAGCUUUUCAUGCGGAUGGACAUGGACCGUCGUCGAGAGGACGCCAGGAACCCAAAACGUAAGCCUCGUCUGAUGGAAGAAGAUGAACUGCCCUCCUGGAUCAUCAAGGAUGAUGCUGAGGUGGAGAGACUCACCUAUGAGGAAGAAGAAGAGAAGAUGUUUGGCCGAGGAUCACGUUGUCGUCGGGAUGUAGACUACAGCGACACCCUGACUGAAAAACAGUGGCUGCGAGCCAUCGAAGACGGAAACUUGGAGGAGAUGGAGGAGGAAAUCCGCCUGAAAAGGCGCAAACGCAAACGACGUCAGGACAAAGACUCGUCGAGCAGAGAUGAUGGAGGCAUGAAGGCCAAGAAGAGGCGAGGGCGGCCACCAGCAGAGAAACUCUCGCCCAAUCCGCCCAAACUUACCAAGCAGAUGAACACCAUCAUCGACACAGUAAUCAACUACAGAGAGGGGUCAGGAAGGCAACUGAGUGAGGUGUUUGUGCAGCUUCCAUCCAGGAAGGAACUUCCAGAGUAUUACGAGCUGAUUAGAAAACCUGUGGACUUCAAGAAGAUCAAGGAGCGUGUGAGAAACCACAAAUACAGAAGUUUGGGAGACCUGGAGAAGGACGUGAUGCUUCUCUGUCAGAAUGCACAAACUUUCAACCUGGAGGGAUCCCAGAUAUACGAAGACUCCAUUGUUCUACAGUCUGUUUUCAAGAGUGCCAGACAGAAGAUUGCCAAGGACGAAGACAGUGAGGAUGACAGCGAUGAGGAAGAUGAUGACGACUAUGACUCAGAGGCUGAGGCUAAGUCUGUCCGGGUGAGGAUCAAGCUGGGCAGGGAGGGACGCAGCCAUGACAAAGGCAAGAAGAGGCAAAGCCGUGCGAAGGCCAAGCCGGUGGUCAGUGAUGACGACAGUGACGAGGACCAGGAUGAUAAUGAUCAGUCAGACAAGAGCAAAAGUGACGACGACUGAGGAAGACCAGCAGCUGCAGCAGCGUGAGGAUGUUGUUUAUAGAGCUUAUGAAAAAAAGGACAAUAUCUUCAUUUUGUUUUGUUGAGCUUCAUACUGUUUGUAUUUUGCCUCUUUGUCUGACUUUAGGGUGUGUUAUAUUCUCCUCCAUCAACUUUAAAAGAUAUUACUAAUCAAUCAGUAACUUACAGCAAUACCAAUCAGCUUAUUAUCUUGUUUUUAAGAGUUUUCUAGUAUAUUUUUAUGUCUGUGCUUGCAUAAGGCACAAAAGAAAUUCUAUGUGAAAACGGAGAGACAUGUUUGGUGAUUCUAUAAUUUCCUAAUCUUAAAGUAUUAAUAUUCCCCACAUUAUAAAAACUAAAUAUCAUUUCAUGUAUUGGUUAUAAAAACAAAGUUCAGUAUGUCUUAUAUGCAGCAAAUUUACUGGGCUAAUAAAAAAAAAAAAAAAAUGUACAUGAGAAUAUGAAAUAUCUGCGAGGAAUAGUGAAAGAUGACCCAGUUUAACAUGUUAAUUGCUUAGGAGUGUCAAACAGAAACAACAAUAACAGUUAUAUUGGCCCAGCUCGGCACACAUUUCAGCUCACUUUGUGUAUAAAAAGACAAGUUUUCCUGACAAAAUGCUUGAGUGGAUAAUGAGUUAUUUUGCUUAGUUUUAUUUUCAAUUAGUGUUAAAAUAAAUUGAAUAAACAUCUAAGCACAGAACCUUCUCAGCAAGCAGGUUCUAGUUACCAUUAUUGUAACAUAUUUAGAAAUAAAAUGCUUUCUACUACCUUUAAUUGAGCUAAAAAGAAAGUAAUUACACUCUUAUAGAUUUCUUGCGUUUGUUUUGCCGCAAUUAGAUGUUUAAGAUCAUCAAACUGAUUUUAAUAUCAGAAAAGGAUAGCCUGAGUAAAUACAAAAUGCAGUUUUCAAACGAUGAUUUCCUUUUAUCAAAGGAAAAAAAGCUGUCUAAAACACCUGGGUGUAUAUGAAAAACUAAUUACCCCCAAACCUCAUAACUGGUGGUACUAACGCCAUCAAGGGCUUGUGACGAUGAGUCUUUUCAAUCACUGUAAAGGAAUUUGGCCUCACACUUCUUGGCAGAAUUGUUUUAAUACGAUCUCAAUUGGAUUUAAAUCCUGGCUUUGACUAGACCAUUCCAAAAACAUUUAUUGUUGUGUUUUUAGCUUUAUUUUCAGCCAUUCAGAGCUGGACUUGCUGAACUGCUAGUCAAACAUUCUCCUUCAGGGUUUUCUGAUAGAGAGCAGAGGUCAAGGUCCUGAAGCGGCAAAAUCAGCCCCAUACCAUCAGACUACCACCAUCAUGUUUGAAUUUUAUUAUGACUCUCUUUUCCUUAAAUGCUGUUAGUUUUACACCAGAUGUAAAUGGGAGCAGACCUUUCAAAAAAAGUUCAAUUUUUCCCUCACUGGUCCACAGAAUUUCUUUAUUUUUUUGCAGGAUCAUUGAGAUGUUUGGUAACUCCUUCCCCAAAACAGCUUUGUAACCCUGUCCAAGCUGGUGGAUAUCACUGACCUUCUGUCUCAUCAUUGCUUGGGUUUACUUAGAUCAGGGAGUGGAGUGGUUUUAAAAUCUCUUAGCCUGCUUCAUGUGGUCCUGCAGGUGCUAUAUUAAGGUGAUCCCUUGAUUCUACAGGCUUGGGUGUGAAACUGAUCCAAAUAAUAUAACACAGGUAAUGUAUGGUCUUUGUUUCACACAGGGCCAGGUAGGUCUGGGUAGCUGCUUUCCUUAGUAGAUGAAAUCAUUUAAAAGCUGUUUUUGUAUUUACUGAUGUUAUUUUUAUCCAAAGUUCUUCUGAGGUUUUUAUAAUAGUAGAACUAUUUUUCCUUCACUGAGCCGAAAACUAAAACUCGUUCAUAGAAAAGCAGUGAAGUUGUUUUGAAGUUAGAAUGUUUUUUUUAGUUCUUUCGUUAAAUCAGAAGGAAGAGUUUUCCUUUCCCAUCAAAAACCCUAAAAUAUGACAAUUUCUUCAUGUCAACACACUGUGGGAGUUAAAUAUCCGCAGUAAUAAACAUCUGUUAACAUCUGUAUUUUAGCAUUUCAGUUACUAAACCAACAUCCACCUUCGAUGGUAAUAUUAGCUUUUAUUUAAAUUAACUGGGAUGAAACAAAAUAUUUAAAAGGUGAAUAAAAGCUACAGGUUUUCAUUGGUUUGUUUAAACCUAUUCUUUUGCUUUCCUGUAAUCAAUUUUAAAGAGCGACAGAAACCAACAGUCACAACCACCAAGUAGUUUUUAAAUCUGCUAAAAUGUCUAAAGUAGCUGAAACUGGAUAUUCUGAUAUGUAAAAUAAAUUCAGUUUUUUAACUGAUUUUAUUAUUGAAAAUGUAAUUGUACUUCAUUUUAAAAAGCCCCUGCCUUUCAUGGAUUCUGAUUUAAAAAUGUCUCUUUUUCCAAUCAAUUGUUUUGAUUUCUUUCUUUUUUUUUUGUAAUAAGGAAGUGGUUUUCAGAUCCCUUUGUUGUGAUGGACAGCGGAUUUGUGGGAGAAACAUUUAGUUUGGUUAAACCAGCAUCUUUAGUACAUGUUGCAUGAAAACAGCCAAAAACAGAUGAACUUCUUUCUUGGUUUUUGAAGAUUUUUAAAGAUAUCUGAAAACGACAAAUUUUACACAGGCAGAAAACACCAUUUGUUACAUUUAAAACAGAAUUUCAAUAAAAACAAUUUAAGCGUAUUGAUUUAUUCCUCUGGUUUGACAUGUCUGUGAAUUGGUUUUACAGCCUCCUUGUACUAUUUUGUGUGUUUGUAGCAUGAGCUCUUGAUGAAUAUACCGUGCACAUGCAGGUUGAUCAUUUUUGUCUCUGUAACGUUCUCGCCAGCUCUCCAUAAGUGUCACUUCAUUUUUGCUUUCUUUGCACAGUGUCCUUGUGGUUGUAAUCGCAUAGCCUCAAGCAAAUAAAUAUCAAUGGGUUUCUGCACAAAAA
This is a messenger RNA of Girardinichthys multiradiatus, 7872 nucleotides long. It is a transcript of the gene smarca2, whose product is annotated as SWI/SNF related, matrix associated, actin dependent regulator of chromatin, subfamily a, member 2. Gene Ontology annotation, cellular component: nucleus. NCBI's taxonomy places the organism in Eukaryota, Metazoa, Chordata, Actinopteri, Cyprinodontiformes, Goodeidae. The coding region runs from base 161 to 4957 and encodes 1598 amino acids. The transcript has 34 exons. Gene Ontology annotation, biological process: positive regulation of transcription by RNA polymerase II. Gene Ontology annotation, molecular function: ATP-dependent chromatin remodeler activity; histone binding; ATP binding. The record is from RefSeq and is a predicted model, not a curated record.